CUGGUAGGGCGGCCAGUCACUCCCUCCCGGCACCUCCCAUGGGCACUGGGUACAGCCGAGCGUUACCUGGUCCCCGGCAGCAGAGUUCUCUACCCGCCCCAGUUCUGGUUCUAACGUCCCAUCCCAUCCUGCAAAUUUAGGGCUUGGGUCUUGGCUUGUUCCCCUCCUGCCAGAACUACCUCUUCUCCGAGCCGAGCCAAGCCAGCUAACUGGGCUCCUGGAAUUGCCACUCCUCUGCGGGCAUCCUUGAGGUCUCCAUGGGGGGAUGUCACGGGGCAGAGCGGGACGUGAGCCUGCAUUUGCUGCAGGCAUGCUCUGUGUGGUGGCUGGGCUCUGCCAAUCCCCGGGCCCACCGCUUGGGCGCCGCGGGGAAGCUCCCGCCCCUCCCUGCUGAUCGGCGUCAGGCGUGACGUCCCGUGUGACGGCUGGGAGGGCCGGGCGGAGGCAGCGGAGACAGCCGAGGCAGAGAGGAAGGCGGUUCUGAGAGCUUCAGAGAGCCCUGGAAAGCAAAAUGGGUGAACUGCCUGUAGACAUCAACAUCCAGGAACCUCGCUGGGACCAAAGUACUUUCCUGGGCAGAGCCCGGCACUUUUUUACUGUUACUGAUCCUCGAAAUCUGCUGCUGUCUGGGGCACAGCUGGAAGCUUCUCGGAACAUUGUGCAGAACUACAGGGCCGGUGUGGUGACCCCAGGGAUCACUGAGGACCAGCUGUGGAGGGCCAAGUAUGUGUAUGACUCCGCCUUCCAUCCGGACACAGGGGAGAAGGUGGUCCUGAUUGGCCGCAUGUCAGCCCAGGUGCCCAUGAACAUGACCAUCACCGGCUGCAUGCUCACCUUCUACAGGAAGACCCCAACUGUGGUGUUCUGGCAGUGGGUGAACCAGUCCUUCAAUGCCAUCGUUAACUACUCCAACCGCAGUGGCGACGCUCCCAUCACCAUGGGGCAGCUGGGGACAGCCUAUGUGAGUGCCACCACUGGAGCUGUGGCCACGGCCCUGGGACUCAAAUCCCUCACCAAGCACCUGCCCCCCUUGGUCGGCAGAUUUGUGCCCUUUGCAGCAGUGGCAGCUGCCAACUGCAUCAACAUCCCCCUGAUGAGGCAGAGGGAGCUGCAGGUGGGCAUCCCGGUGACUGACGAGGCAGGUCAGAGGCUUGGCUACUCUGUGACCGCAGCCAAGCAGGGAAUCUUCCAGGUGGUGAUUUCAAGAAUCUGCAUGGCGAUUCCUGCCAUGGCCAUCCCCCCACUGAUAAUGGACACUCUGGAGAAGAAAGACUUUCUGAAGCGCCGCCCCUGGCUGGGGGCACCACUGCAGGUGGGACUGGUAGGCUUCUGCCUAGUAUUUGCGACCCCCCUGUGCUGUGCCCUAUUCCCCCAGAAGAGCUCCAUACACGUGAGCAAGCUGGAACCAGAGCUGAGAGCUCAGAUCCAUGAGCAAAACCCCAGCGUUGAAGUGGUCUACUACAACAAGGGGCUUUGAGGAGGGUCAGCCUCUGUCCCCUCCCUCACCUCCUUGGGCUAUUGCUUUAGUGGAGUCAUGUCACCCCUGCCACUUGCCUAUCUGCCUGGCACUGGGCAGGGGCCUUGGUGGGCAGAUGGCCAUUGAGGGUAGCUAUCUAUUAGGCUGGGGAAGAUACCUCCAUAAGGCUUUUCCUCCCCUCUCUGGUUGCAAAGAGCAGAGCACAUAACCCCUCCUUCCUGUGCUUGAGUGUCCACGCAUAUAAUACAUGAUACAUGUGUGUAUGUGGACGUUGGGUCCUAAAAGCUAAGAGCAGGCAUGCUAUCCUGGUAUGUUCUGACAUCUGACUUCCUUCUCAGCCUCACGUCCACCUGCCUGCCAGCCAGCCUACAGGUGGGACUUCCUUCUCUAAACUCUUAUACCAGCCAAGUUCUUUUUGGUGGUACCUCAUCCCUUCUAGACAUAGUAGGAGCCCCAGGACCUCAGGACAGAGACUUGGAGACAUUAGCAGGCCAAAGUGGGCUGAAUCCUUCAGGUUUCUGAUACCUAGCUCCCCAAACCAACUGGGCUGGCAGAGGAAGACAUGUUGGGAUAAGGGAGGCAGGGGACUUAGGCAUUCCUUAGUGCUAUCGCCUGUAUCCUGGAACAACUCCAUUUCCCCUCCUCCUCUCUACCGGACAAAGGAGCGCCUGCGUCCUGUACUGCCCUUGCUGUCUCCCCCACCACCCCACCCUGCAGCAUGGGCAUCUUCAAGGGCAGUCUUGGGAGCUCCUGGUGUGUUCUGACAUCAUGACCUCAAAUCUAAAUCCUAUAAUCCCAACUCCCUUCCCCAGCCAAAAAGGCACAAAGGCAGAGCAAGCAUUCCCCUUUAAGAGCUCCUACUGCACCCCUCCUGAAGGACACAGCUAUAGGAAUGGUGCUUAAACUCCAUAGGUAUCAGAGAGGGUGUAACUACCACAUCCUCAAAGGCAACUACGCCCCAAAUGUACAAUGUUAAGACAGGGAAUUUUGUGUUCCAUUGUCUCGUCUUUUUUUUUUUUUUU
Messenger RNA from Cebus imitator (Panamanian white-faced capuchin), 2499 nucleotides. RefSeq names its product sideroflexin 3 (gene SFXN3). The transcript has 12 exons. Gene Ontology annotation, cellular component: mitochondrial inner membrane. Gene Ontology annotation, molecular function: monoatomic ion transmembrane transporter activity. NCBI's taxonomy places the organism in Eukaryota, Metazoa, Chordata, Mammalia, Primates, Cebidae. The coding region runs from base 512 to 1477 and encodes 321 amino acids. Gene Ontology annotation, biological process: serine import into mitochondrion; monoatomic ion transport. The record is from RefSeq and is a predicted model, not a curated record.